CUGUGAGUGUGAGAUGUUGUUUACUUCACGCUUUUGGCUAACAGGCUUCAGUAUCUAUAUUUCCUUUUGUGAUCUGACUCUCAACUUAGUACUUAACAAAUUCAGCCUUGUAUUUGAAUGAAGAUAGCUUCCUAAUACUUAAAUCUGCUUUAAAAUGUUUUUCAGUCUCGCAUUCCUUUGUUGCAGUGCUGCUCUAGUGACCCAGGCUGAGGAGCCGACGGUGAUAGAGGUCCAGCCUGGAGGAGCAGCCACUCUGCCUUGUGGGAUCCCUGUAAAGACAGAGCUUUCCUGGUUUUCCCUGCAGUCAGACCACAUACCAGUCAGAGUCAUGGACCUGAGGUUCAGCUCUGGAUUUGAUAUGAAUCUUGAUAACAUCAGAGAUGAAUACAGAGGGAGGCUGGUUCCUGUUUCUGACUCUAACACACACAGUCUGCAGCUGAAGAACAUCACUGAGGCAGAUCUGCUGAUCUAUUGCUGCAUCCAAAGCAGUGAUCUAAAGUUUGGAAACUGUACAAAGCUGAAAUUCACAGACCCUCCUGGAGGCCAGUCUACUGCCCACCCUCUCCAGUGCCCGACCCCUCAGCCCGAGACCCUGAACCCUGGGCCCUGUAACCCUGACCUCCUGCCUUGGAUUCUCCUGCCUUGUGUCGCCCUUCUCAUUGCUACCAUCUCAUUACUCUGCUGCUAUUUGUGUUAUAAUCAAGCGCCGCUGAGGAAGAGCUCUGACUCACAGCAGAGGGGAAGCAGGACCAGCCAACACGAUCAGGGAGAAUCUCAUGAGGUCCAGUAUGUAUCAGUGAAGUUUAAAUCAUCCAUGAAGCGAGUCCAAAAGAGAGCAGAGGAUGAACAGGAUACUGUGUAUGCUGGAAUUAAGUGAUAGGCGUGUUUGUUCCUGAAAUGCUGAGCACAGAACAGAAAACAGCCACAAGGAAAGAUUCAUAAACUGGAAGAUUUAGUACAGACGCUCCUUUAAUUACGAAUGAGUUACGUUCCGAACAGUCGUUCGUAACUUGAAAUGUUCGUAAGUCGUUAUUCAACAUCAUCUUAAGGACAAACACAAAAGUACAAAGGACAAUGAUGCUGGGAGUACGCACGCUACGCUGCUGUGUGGCGGGAGUAGCAGCCAGAAGUCGUACUUGGCAGAAUUGGUGUGCAGGGAAACAAAAUUGAUGUUGCAGACAGUGCACUUCGCUCGUAUGUCUGAAAGUUUGUAAGCUGAAGUUAAUAAUUAGAGGAGCGUCUCUAUUGAAUUUGUUAUUUUUUAAUUUAUUGGAAAUGUUUUAACUCAUUUAUUAAUUAAAUAUGGCAAACUUGAUUAACCAGACUUGGACAUAACCAGAUAUUGAAUUAAAUUCUACAAAUUGGUUGCUGCCAUCAGCUUGUGUUGGUUACUCCACUGAUUUGUUCAGGUCAUUCAAUUACCAUGGUGAGUAAAUAGGUGAUGGUUCAGUUUUUUCACAGUCAAGGUCAGUGAACAACA
This is a messenger RNA of Brienomyrus brachyistius, 1480 nucleotides long. RefSeq lists its product as uncharacterized. NCBI's taxonomy places the organism in Eukaryota, Metazoa, Chordata, Actinopteri, Osteoglossiformes, Mormyridae. The transcript has 5 exons. The coding region runs from base 155 to 877 and encodes 240 amino acids. The record is from RefSeq and is a predicted model, not a curated record.